Phyllopteryx taeniolatus (common seadragon) is the source of this 1983-nucleotide messenger RNA. It is a transcript of the gene dapk3, whose product is annotated as death-associated protein kinase 3. Gene Ontology annotation, molecular function: ATP binding; protein serine/threonine kinase activity. The transcript has 9 exons. The record is from RefSeq and is a predicted model, not a curated record. Gene Ontology annotation, biological process: intracellular signal transduction; protein phosphorylation; positive regulation of apoptotic process. Gene Ontology annotation, cellular component: cytoplasm; nucleus. Bases 220 to 1578 code for a protein of 452 amino acids. Lineage: Eukaryota; Metazoa; Chordata; Actinopteri; Syngnathiformes; Syngnathidae.
UGCCCGCAGUGCUAGCUACGACACUCGUAAUCGAUAACCUUUAUUCUGACAAAUGACAACGGAAGUUUUCUGUGUGUAGUGCUCGUCCGCUUACACUUUAACACACACGGCCAGUUACUUUUGAGCGGAAUGCACCUCUCGUAGACUAAUAGAAACCAUAAAACACUCAUACACACAAAGGAGGACUGCCAAGGCCAGCAGCAUCAGUGCAGCUGACACAUGGCUGGCUUCAGGCAAGAGGAUGUGGAGCUGCACUAUGAGAUGGGAGAGGAGCUGGGCAGUGGUCAGUUCGCCAUCGUGCGCAAGUGUAAGGAGAAGAGCUCAGGCAGCGAGUACGCCGCCAAGUUCAUCAAGAAGCGCCGCCUGUCGUCCAGCCGGCGGGGCGUGAGCCGGGAGGAGAUCGAGCGCGAGGUCAACAUCCUUCGGGAGAUCCAGCACAGCAACAUCAUCACGCUGCACGACAUCUUCGAGAACAAGACGGAUGUCAUCCUCAUCCUGGAGCUAGUGUCCGGCGGCGAGCUCUUCGACUUCCUCGCCGAGAAGGAGUCCCUGAGCGAGGAGGAGGCCACGCAGUUCCUCAAGCAGAUCCUGGACGGCGUACAUUACCUGCACUCCAAGCGCAUCGCACACUUCGACCUCAAGCCCGAGAACAUCAUGCUGCUGGACAAGAACGUUCCCAAUCCCAGAAUUAAACUCAUCGACUUCGGCAUCGCCCAUCAGAUUAAAGCCGGCAACGAGUUCAAGAACAUCUUUGGAACGCCGGAGUUCGUAGCUCCAGAAAUAGUCAACUACGAACCACUGGGCCUGGAGGCAGACAUGUGGAGCAUCGGCGUGAUCACGUACAUCCUGUUGAGCGGCGCUUCUCCAUUUCUGGGCGAGACCAAGCAGGAGACGCUGACCAACAUCUCGGCGGUCAACUACGACUUUGAUGAGGAAUACUUCAGCAACACCAGCGAGUUGGCCAAAGACUUCAUACGACGCCUGUUGGUCAAAGAUCCAAAGAAGAGAAUGACCAUUGACGACAGUCUUCAACAUCCGUGGAUUAAGGUGAUCAAGCGUCGCAACGUGCGCCAGGAGGAGCGCGACCACAAGCCGGAGCGCCGGCGUCUGAAGACGACGCGUCUGAAGGAGUACACCAUCAAAUCUCACUCCAGCAUGCCGCCCAACAACACCUACGUCAACUUCGAGCGCUUCUCGCAAGUCCUGGAGGAGAUCGCGGUAGCCGAGCAGGGCCUGCGCCAGCUGGAGCGCAACCGGCGCUCGUGCCGCGACGACGUGGCCGCGCUGCUGUCCAUCUAUGAGGAGAAGGAGGGCUGGUACAAGGAGGAGAGCCGCUGCAUCUCGGGACAGCUGGGCGCCGUCCGCCAGGAGCUGCAGCGCACGCAGGCGCAGCGCAAGAAGAGCCAGGAGGAUGCCCGCGGCGCCGCGCAGGCCGCCGGCGCCCUCAAGCGCAAGUUUGGACGUCUGGAGAACCGUUAUGAGGCGCUGGCCGAGCAGGUGGCGCACGAGAUGCGCUGGGUGGAGGAGCUGGUGCGCUCCAUCGCCGCUGACAAGGAUCGGCAAGCGAGCGCACCUUGACUCUGCACUUAAAUGGGCUCCUUAAGUUUAAUUUAUUAUUUUUACACUUCUUACGUACUGUCCUUUUACUGUAACUCAUUCAAGAUUUUUUUUUAUUUCAUAUUUAUCGACAGUGUCAGCUAUGUGGUGCCUCUCUGCUUACAUGACCUCACCACCAAAAACGUUUUUUUAAUUAUUAUUAUUUGUCAUUAUGCACACCUCAACCAUUCCAUCCUUUUUUUUUAUUUACAUUCCCCACAUUGUGUAGAACACAUUCUGCUUAGUAUUUUUUCUUCAAGUACUUGUUGGCACUUCUGAAUGAUUAUAGCAUUGUUUCAAAAUAUAUAUUUUAAUGUAUAUGUGUAAAGAGGCUGUCGACAUGUAAUGGCUUUUUCCAAAUAAUAAAAUGUUUUAUCUGGAAACUAA